UGCUGGGGGAGGAUCCACACGCACACUACAUUAAUAUCAGUUCUGUCAAAUCAAAACAGACAGCUUUCAGAGAUUUUCAUUAUGAUAUUACAGUGCUCAAAGGAAAUGGUCCAUGUUGGUAUUUUGUUCUGCUUGUGUUUCAGGCAACUUCAUGGUGUGUUUAGUAAUACUGGUGAACUGAAGUCAGUGUCAGUGAUGGAGGGAGAUUCAGUCACUAUAAACUCUGAUCUUACUGAAAUAGAUGAUGAUGAUGUGAUUCAGUGGAAGUUUGGAACUGAAAACACUUUAAUAGCUGAAAUAGAUGUACUGGAAGAUAAAGUCACUGUAUAUGAUGAUGUUCCUGAUGGGAGAUUCAGAGACAGACUGCAGCUGGAUGAUCAAACUGGAUCUCUGACCAUCACAAACACCAGAACUGAACACAGUGGAUAUUAUGAACUACAGAUGAUCAAAAAUAUGAGAAAGAGUUUCAAUCUAACUGUCUAUUCUCGUCUGCCUGUUCCUGUCAUCAGCAGUAACUCUUCACAAUGUUCUUCAUCAUCAUCAUCAAAUUGUUCAUUGGUGUGUUCAGCUGUGAAUGUGAGUCAUGUGACUCUCUCCUGGUACAAAGGAAACAGUUUAUUGUCCAGCAUCAGUGUGUCUGAUCUCAGCAUCAGUCUCUCUCUACCUCUGGAGGUGGAAUAUCAGGAUAAAAACACCUACAGCUGUGUGCUGAACAAUCCCAUCAGCAACCAGACUCAACAUCUGGACAUCACUCAACUCUGUCACACAUGUGCAGGCUCAGUGUCUAUAAUAGUGCUGAUCUCUGCUGGAUCUCUGUUGAUUGUUGCUGCAGUCGGGAUCUGCUGCAUCUGCAUGAAACGUAGAAAAACUGCUCAAGUUGAGACUCGUGAAGAAGAAAUCAUUUACGUCGAGCCGACCUUCUACAAAAGAAAAGGGCAGAAAACGGAUUAUAAAGAGGAGGAUCAUGUGGAGUAUGCUCCAAUUGCCAAGAGAAGAUGAUCAAACUUCAAGUACCAGACCAGCGGUGUGAUCGCUUUCACAGAAACCUCUGCAGUUUCCUCUGAGCUCUUAGUUUUGAGUUUUGGGAUUGUUAAAAAUGUGAUAUUCAGUGAUGAACUAAUGAAAUUCUCUCUUAAAGAAUAUGCAAGGACUUUAAAAAAAACAAAAAUGAUCUAAAUUUUUAGAUCUAAAACUUUUUCAUGUUUGACAAAGCCUCGUUUUUUUCCCCUUUUUAAGUAUAUGGUUUGCAAAUAAAGUUGGACAUACAUAUAUAUUCAACUUUAUAUAAGAAGCUGGCUGAUAGUAUAGUUACAUUUUGCGACAAAAUAAAAGAAUCAAGCAGUUAAGAUUCAACAUACAAAAGUUAUCAAGCUAUUUGAUGUCACACCCUUUAAAGAUCAUAUCCUGCUUGUCUGAUAUGAUACAGUCAUUUUAAGAAUGCAUAUAUAUGAUUUACUGUUUUAACAUUUAUGGUAUGCAAAUGACCGAUGGUUGUUAAUUUCUUUAGUUUCAGUUGGUUUCAGUUUAGUUUCAGUGGGGGGCAACACUGCUAACAAAUGAAUGUUUCUACGUUACAAUUAAGUGUAAAAAAUAUGUGCAUAUUCAGAAAAAUAGAGUGUGAAAAUUCAUUUAAAAUUAAAUAAAAAAAAAUGCAUUUUCAACAACAUGAAUCAUUUU
Molecule: messenger RNA, 1677 nt
Organism: Ctenopharyngodon idella (grass carp)
Lineage: Eukaryota; Metazoa; Chordata; Actinopteri; Cypriniformes; Xenocyprididae
Product: SLAM family member 5-like
Exons: 6
Coding region: 82-999 (305 amino acids)
Source: RefSeq, a predicted model, not a curated record